CGAAGCAUAAAAUUUCCGAUUAUAUUAUUGAGAACCUACCUACCUUGUGUAAUCUUUAUGCCGGCAAUAAGAUCAAUUAUGCAAGUAUCGUGGCUUUUCAUAAUGUCGUGCGACAGAUGGACAUGGUGGAAAGAAUUGUUCAUAAAGCUAUUUCUGAAAGCAGUGAUGGAAAAAUUACCAAAAAUGAUUUUCUUAACACUGCUUCAAGAGAAACAAGGUUUUCACUGUUCACUCCAUUAGAAGCAGACAUUAUCUUUCAUUUUGCUGGUUUAGGAAAUCCAUCAGGAAGAUUAUCAAGGCACGACUUUGCCCAACUUUUGGAUCCUAAGUGGGAACGACAAACUGAGAUCAAAUCAAUUACUAAGAUACAAACAAAGGAACAUACUGGGAUUGGAUGGGUGUUAUUACACCAAAUUUACACUUUUUUCUUAGGAUCAAUAGCUGGUGCUGUGGGUGCAACGGUUGUGUAUCCUAUCGACCUCGUCAAGACCAGAAUGCAAAAUCAACGGUCUAAGGUGGUAGGAGAAUUGCUAUACAGAAAUACCAUAGAUUGUUUUCGAAAGGUAGUACAUAAUGAAGGUUUACUAGGUCUUUACAGCGGUCUCGGCCCUCAGUUGGUGGGUGUAGCACCGGAAAAGGCUAUAAAGUUGACUGUAAACGAUUUCUUCCGGGCCCGAUUUAAAAACAAAGACACCGGUUCUAUUCCAAUAUUUUAUGAAAUUCUUUCAGGUGGAUUUGCCGGAGGCUGUCAAGUUAUUUUUACCAAUCCAUUAGAAAUUGUAAAAAUUCGUCUUCAAAUUCAGGGAGAAGUUGCAAAAAAUGUAGAUAUACCACGUAAAUCUGCAUUUAAUAUUAUAAAAGAUCUUGGCCUCUUUGGUCUUUAUAGGGGCGCCAGUGCAUGCUUACUUCGCGACAUCCCAUUUUCUGGAAUAUAUUUCACAACAUACGCCCACAUAAAAAAGGACAUAUUUGGCGAAGGACCGAACAAAAAAUGUGGUAUAGUUGAACUCUUGAUUGCUGGUGCUGCGGCAGGCAUGCCAGCAGCGUACUUAACAACUCCGGCAGACGUAAUCAAAACUCGUCUACAAGUUGAAGUUCGUAAAGGUCAAACAAGUUAUAAUGGUAUAUUUGAUGCUUAUAGAAAAAUUCUUCGUGAGGAGGGUCUUAAAGCAUUUUUCAAAGGUGGCCCAGCACGUGUAUUUAGAUCCUCUCCACAAUUUGGCACAACAUUAAUGGUUUAUGAACUAUUGCAAAGGUGGCUUCCAUGGUCAAGCUCCGAAGAACAAGUGGGAAAAGUUGUUUCAGCUGUUACGGAUACUGGUGACCUUGGAUAUUUGAAAAGUAGAAAUGCAUUAAAGAUUUUAUUGGACUUGGAUUAUAAAUUUGGAGUAGUGCCAAAAAAUAGUUCUACAUCAAUUUAA
Molecule: messenger RNA, 1421 nt
Organism: Racocetra persica
Lineage: Eukaryota; Fungi; Glomeromycota; Glomeromycetes; Diversisporales; Gigasporaceae
Source: the annotation of a GenBank genome assembly